AUGGCUGCUGGUUUUGUAGAGAGCAUUAUUAAAAAUCACCCAUUUAUAGAUGGAAAUAAGAGAGCCGCUCAUCUUGCUGUUGGUAUGUUUUUAUCACUCAAUGAUUAUUUUCUAAAUAUGGAUGAAGCUUCAGUUAUUGAAAUUACACAAGGCGUAGCAACAGGCGACCAAGAGCUUUGCCAAAAGAAAAUUGAUAAUCUGUCUAUUUCAAAUAUUGAACUUACUCGUCAAUAUAAUGUUAAACCUAAUACGGUUAGUGAUAUUUUAAAAAGGAAAUCUGAAUACCUAUUUAUUUCAAGUUCAGAACUAAAAAGGAAAAGAUUUAAACAACCAAUGUAUAAAGAAAUAGAUGACGCUGUUGGAAUUUGGAUGUCUCAGUUUUUAGCUGCAAACCAAAUAUUAAGAGGUGAUAUUUUACAAAAAAAAGCUAAGCAGUUUGCAGAUAGAUUUGAGUUUGCUGAAUUUAUAGCUUUUGCAGAAAAAUUAUCUAAAUAUGCAUUGGAAGAUAUAUACAACUGUGAUAAACCAGCAUUAUUUUGGCAAUUAGAACCAUCAAAAACUCUUGCACAAGGACCUGCCAAGUAUAGAAAAUUGUUAGUGAAAAAUAGAGUUGAAGAAUAUAAUAUUUCACAAGAGUUAAAUACACCUAUUGCUUCUGUUAAUAUUUGUAAUACUAUUAAUUUUGUUGUUGAGGCGAAAAAUGAUGAAAAUAACUUAAAUGAUGCUAUACAGAAACUGCCAUAUAAUAAUACUCUAUCUGGGUUGGAAUAUAUUAAUGUUGAUAAAUUAGAUGAGAAUGAAAUUUUGUUGGAGGAUAAUGAGAUUGUUGAAACUGUGCGAUUAAGACAUUAUGCAGAAACAGUACAAGAUAAUAAUGAAAAUGAAUUUAUUUUUAAUAUUUCCUUAAGUGAUGUAUUAAGCAGCAUUGAAAAAUUAAUUACUUUUCAUAAUUUUCUAUCAGAAAAUUAUGAGAUUACUAGUGAUGAAUUAAAAAUUUUGAAGGGUAUUAGAAGAAAAGAUAAUUUCACUAUCCAUUCUGAAACAGUUUGGAAAGAAACCAUGAGAGAUUGUAUUUUGAAAAAAGGGGUGACUUUUGAUGUAAGCUAUAGAAAACAAAAAGCCCAAAUAACAAAUGGAAUUGUUCAUGCUGCACCAGACUUUCCGCCUACAAGAGCUGAUUGGGCAAUUAAAGAACUGUUAAUCAAUAAUUUUCAACGUUACUUUAAAAAGAAGCGAGAUCAUAAAAAUGCUAAAGUGGUUGAUGGAAAUAGAAAUUCAAAUGAAGAAAAUAACGAGAAUCAUGAUUCUGAAAUUGGAGAAACUAAUAAUUCUGAAGACAGAGGCAAACAUGAUUCUAUUAGUGAACCAGUUCAGAAUUCAACUAGAAGAUCAGAAAAAGCUAAAUAA
This is a messenger RNA of Rhizophagus irregularis DAOM 181602=DAOM 197198, 1407 nucleotides long. NCBI's taxonomy places the organism in Eukaryota, Fungi, Glomeromycota, Glomeromycetes, Glomerales, Glomeraceae. The record is from RefSeq and is a predicted model, not a curated record.